Molecule: messenger RNA, 1494 nt
Organism: Iphiclides podalirius (scarce swallowtail)
Lineage: Eukaryota; Metazoa; Arthropoda; Insecta; Lepidoptera; Papilionidae
Source: the annotation of a GenBank genome assembly
AUGCUGAAAUUAACAACGAUCGUAAAUAACGUCUGCAAGCGAGCUUGCGGAGGCUCAAUAAGUACUGGAGUGAGGGAAAGUCACGUGUGGACUAGUGAAAAUAUAGUUAAAUCACCGUUUAAGGACAUCGAAAUACCGAACUCGACUUUCGUGGAACAUGUGUGGAAGAAUUUGGAUAAAUGGCCCACAAAGACUGCUACGGUGUGCGGUAUUACAGGCAGACAAUAUACGUAUGAGCAAAUCUAUAGACAGUCACAAGUUCUAGGAGCAGUCUUGAGGAAGAAAUUUAGAAUAGAAAAUGGUGACGCUGUGGCUAUUAUGUUGCCCAAUUUACCAGAAUAUCCAACGGCGAUAUUUGGCAUACUAAAUGCUGGGGGUUUGGUCACCACUUUGAAUCCAAAUUAUACUGCAUAUGAAGUUCAAAGGCAAAUUAAUAUGUCUCAUACGAAGUUAAUUAUUGCCUAUUCAGAGAUUGUUCCCACAGUUAAGCAAGCAUUACAAUUAUGCAAAACGAAGAUUCCAAUUAUUGCCAUCAAUUCAGAAAAUCCUCUUCCAGAGGGAACUGUAUCCUAUAAGGAAAUAAUCGAAGAUGAACAUGUUGAUCUCAAUAUUCUAAGAGAGGUUGAAAGAACCGCUGACGAUGUUGCAUUUUUGCCUUACUCGAGUGGUACAACUGGACUACCUAAAGGCGUUGAGCUGACAAACUACAACAUUGUAGCUAAUGUCGAACAACAAAAUACUGAAAUUAAACAAUAUGCUGAUACCACAGUUGUGGUCCUCUUUUUGGGGUCACAUCCUCAAGUGCAAACAAAACACUUUGAACAUUUAAGAUGUGUGACAAGUGGCGCUGCCCCGUUGCCAAUAGCAGACAUUGAAAGGUUUUUGGAGAAAGUAAACCCUAAUAGUCACUUUUGUCAAGCCUAUGGCUUAACGGAGACUGCACCUCUCGCAACUGCCAGUCCUCUUGGUUACAAAGAAUAUUCUAAAGUGGGAUUUGGUAUUCCAAAUAUCGAGUUAAGGAUAAUUGACGGAAACUUAAAUAAUCGCGGACCAAAUGAGGUGGGUGAAUUACUUAUAAAAGGACCUAAUGUGAUGAAAGGCUACAAAGAUAACGAAGAGGCUAACAAGCAGGUUUUCUUAGACGAUGGCUGGCUGAGAACAGGAGAUAUGGCUGCGAUCGAUGAAUUGGGUGCCGUCACGAUAUCAGAUCGGCUGAAGGAGUUGAUUAAGGUAAAUGCAUUCCAAGUGCCUCCCGCCGAGUUAGAAAGUGUUUGUAAGGAACACCCUGCCGUUAUUGAUGCGGCUGUCGUACCAAUUCCCGAUUCCAAAACAGAACCGUUCAUGCGCGAGUCAGACUCGACCUUGGUAACACCUGAGGGCUUGUGGAUGCGUUCAGUCCAAGCAAUCCGACGACCCGAUUGGCGUAGUGGCGUAGAGCACCUGGUUCUAGGACCAGAGGGUGUGGGUUCAAUCCCCACUACUGGAAAGAUAUUG